AUGGUCUGGCCAGCGCUACUGUUUAUGUUGAUCGGCUGCUGCUCGAUCAGGCUGCUGCCCGGUGCUGCUGCGGCGGAACAUCAUAACAUGUCACACACGAAAGACUGUACCCGCUUUCACGAGCAAUGUGUCCGCUGCACCGAAACUGGCUGUAUCAAAUGUACGGAGGUGCUUCGCAUCGAUACCGGCGAAUGUCUGUCCGAAUGUCCGAGCGGUUACGGUGCGCAAUGGUCUACGAGCAGCGAGUUUAUGGGCCUGGUUUGCCAUCCGGUGGGAAUGUCCGGUUCGUUCAUGGCCGCUAUUGUCGGGAUCGUCGCCGGUGCCAUUCUGUGCGUGGUGUUGAUCGUGGGCGUCCUGGCCGUACUGAGGCGCCGCCAAAAGCGGAAAAAGUAUCGCGAAUCGUUCAUCGAUGAAAAUAUCGAUCGGCUUGAGUUUCUGCGACAGCUCGAAGAGCUACGACCGCAGGCAGAAUACUUCCUGCAGAUGUUGAACGACACUAGGCGGCAGAUACGCAAACUGCAUCUGGCCGGUGACAGUGCCGGUGCUGCCACGUACCAUCCGGUCGUGCGCGAUCUGGCCAAGAUACUGAUUCUGCUCAACAAACCGAUCGAGCUGAUCAAUGCGCCACCCCACGACUGGCAACGGUUGUACGUGUGGGCUGAGCGGGUGCUCGAUCGCUACAAGCCAGAGUUGGCACAGCUGAUCGAGUUCUUGCAGCAACCAUCUGCCUCGGAUCCGCGGCUCGGUUCGUCGGACCAUUCCACCUUCAAGUCGGCGUACCAUCAGCACGCGCCAGGAACGAAUCUGUCGCCCAGUCUGAGCCAGAAGAACGAGCGCAACUUGCUGCAGCCGGAAUUGAUUCAGCUGCAGAAGCAUCGCACUCUGCCGACGAUGCAAACGACGCACCAUUUCCUGGGCUCGCUGAUCAGUUUGCACGAGUUUGACGAACGAUCGUCACACACGACUGACACCAGCUCCAACCAUCAUUCCACGACUGGAGUUGUCAGUGGGAGUGGCGGAGGUGGUGGUGGUGGUGGCAAUAACCCGUUCGAUGAUACGUUCGAUCACGUCCGUACCUAUCUGUCCACGUCCGGUAUGAACGACAGUUCGCUCUGGUUGCAGGAUGAGUUCUUUAAGCUGGGCUUUCGGCCCCAAGAUGAGAUCACAACCGAACUCUGA
Messenger RNA from Anopheles marshallii, 1179 nucleotides. RefSeq lists its product as uncharacterized. The transcript has 2 exons. The record is from RefSeq and is a predicted model, not a curated record. The coding region runs from base 1 to 1179 and encodes 392 amino acids. Lineage: Eukaryota; Metazoa; Arthropoda; Insecta; Diptera; Culicidae.